Messenger RNA from Labeo rohita (rohu), 4538 nucleotides. RefSeq names its product ankyrin repeat and MYND domain containing 2a (gene ankmy2a). The record is from RefSeq and is a predicted model, not a curated record. Lineage: Eukaryota; Metazoa; Chordata; Actinopteri; Cypriniformes; Cyprinidae. Gene Ontology annotation, molecular function: protein binding; DNA-(apurinic or apyrimidinic site) endonuclease activity; double-stranded DNA 3'-5' DNA exonuclease activity. Gene Ontology annotation, cellular component: nucleus. The transcript is spliced from 6 exons. Gene Ontology annotation, biological process: base-excision repair; regulation of smoothened signaling pathway. The coding region runs from base 710 to 2755 and encodes 681 amino acids.
GUUUCAUCUUCUUUGCAUGUUUACUUUACAAAGAUUGGGUCGGUACUUCUGCAGUGACGUAGGAUGACUUUGAAAUGAUUUUUGAAGUUGAGGGAGAAAAUACGAUUGGAGUUUUUCGACAAACUGUCUUGAGCCAGAAUACACAGAGUUCAGGCAGAGCAAGACAAGACGAGGGUUUGAGAUUAAAAAGUAUUUAAGUUGUAUUUUAUUUAUGAAAACAACCGAUCGUUUCGCUAGAUCUUACUACUUCUUCCUCGGCUGGGAUCAUUUACAACCGCAUUUGAUCGUUUGAAACAGCUAUCGAAUUGCAUUUUGUACGUUUAAACUUGGAGCACCAUAUCAGUCCAUUGUAUGGAGAAAAAUCCUGAAAUGUUUUCCUCAAAAAACUAUUUCUUUACGACUGAAGAAAGAAAGGCAGGAAUUCGACAGGUUUUGUUCAUAAAAACCUAGCAACCCUGAACCUGAAUAACCUGAAUAACCUGACAAAGUUUUGGAUGCUGUCUCUUGUCAAACAUGCCGCUUUUCUUUUCACAAGAUGUUAACUGAUGGCCUGGAGUCGAUGUUUUAUCAUUCAAGACUGUGUCCGUUCUCUACUGAGGAUCCUUUGAUGCUGACAGCUGGUCACUCCCAUUGUGGACUGUUCCUAUAAAUGCAGAUUUCUGGGAACUGAAGAAAAGGAGAAAAUUUAGGUACACCAACUCAUUUGUUGAUGAAAGUGAAACUGGGAGAACCUUAUUUGAAUGUCUCAAGUGAUUAUAUCAGGAUGACAGAUGCUAAUGGAGAUCAACGAAUGUUAACGAUUCUUUCAUGGAAUGUAAACGGUUUUAACCGCAAAAGAUCUGAGGUGCUUCAUCAUUUAAGUCUUCUAAAGGCUGACGUGGUCUUUCUUCAAGAAACUCAUGUAGGUCCAGAUAGAAUCUACUCGACUGGGAGCAUCAAAGUUCAAGAUUUAGAAUGCGAUUACAUGGCGGCAUUCAGCAUAUUUAAAAGAAGCUCACGAGGGGUGGCCGUACUUUUCAAAAAGAACCUCGGAUGUGGUGGUUUUAAUGUCAAUUGCGAUGAAAAGGGAAGAUUUAUAAUAAUCUCAUGUCAAAUUUGGGGGCGUGAUUUUGUAUUUAUCAACGUGUAUAACUCAAAUGACGAAAAAAUUAAGAUGACAGAUUUCACACAGAUUUCAGCUCACGUCAACCAUUCUGCAUAUGUGGUGGUUGGUGGAGAUUUUAACACUGUUAUGGAUGCCGACCUUGAUAAAACUUCAAAUUUACGAAACCGAAGUCACAGAAAGUCUUUUGAUGCUCUCCAGUGUUUUUUGGAAAACGUCAGCUUGGUGGAUGUCUGGCGGUGUGUUUACCCGGAAUUAAAAAGCUUUACGUAUUUCGAUGUGAAAGGUCAGUCGAGAUUGGACUACUUCUUUUUGCAAAGUCACAAUUUAACAAGCGUUACUGCCUGUAACAUUCACACAAGGCCAAUGUACUCAGAUAAAGAAGAGUACGUUUCUGAUCACGCUCCAUUGUCAAUUCAAAUUCAGACAAAUGGACCAAAAUGGCAGUUUGAUUCUUGUCUCCUUGAAGAUAAAGCAUGUCUGGAACACUUUUCAUGCAUAAUAAAGAAAAUUUCACAAAUAAAGACCAGAAGGAAUGAACACAUGUGGCCAGGAGUGAAAGUCAGACUUGUAUGUGAGGCAAUAGCUUUUCAAAGACAAACAUCUCCUCAACUUCCUCAAGAGAUGGACCAAGGAGGCCAUCCAGGUUCAGAAUCAUCCAUUGAGAUUCUUCAUACACCGAAUGCUUCUUCACAGAGUCUUCUGAACUUCUUGAAUCAUUUACACCGAACUGAAAGAUUCGAAGAUGUAAAAUCCACAUUGAUUAGUGUUUUAAGUGAACCUGUUUCGAGAAAAGAGAUUCUGGACGCUAUACUGUCCUUACCUCAGUCUGAGAGUCUAACAGCAGAUGGACUAACAGUGCAUUUCUACAAGCGUUACGCUUGUAAAAUUAUUGAUCUCUUGCAAGCAUUUUUCAACCAAAUCCUUGACCUUAAGCCAAUUCAACAAACCAUUUUUGGAUCACUUAGCCAAGGCGAAAAUGAUCAUACCUACAGCUAUGAUAUUCAAUAUCACUUUAGUUUGAUUACAAUACUUAAUGUGGAUUAUAAAAUUCUAGCUUUGAUUCUGGCAGAGAGGUUGAAAAGCAUUCUAGAACACAUUUUAAAUCCAGGUCAAAGCAAACCACACAUUUCUGUUCGAGACAGCAUUAGUGAUAGAAUCCCAGUGCUGGUUAUUUCAUUAAAACUAGAUCCAGGUGCACUAAAAUGGCAAUAUUUGUUUAACAGCUUAAAGUCUGUGAACCUACCUGACCGGUUUAGAUCCGUAUUGAAGCUGGUUUUGAUGGCAGAUCACAGAUCACAAGGUUUGAGGGUGGGAUGCCCACUGACUCCUUUAUUAGUAAGCAUCUGCCUUCUUCCUCUGAUUAACUCCAUUAACUGUGAGAACACGUUUUUAGGGCCUAAAGUUCAUGGAGAAACCAUAAAGUCAGUCAUUGAUAAAGACAGGGCCUUAAUUGUUCUGUCUAACUCGAAUGAGGCUCUGGAUAGUUUUGAAAAGAUGCUCAGGGAUUUCUUUGAAACAUCAGGCUUUACCAUUGAUGAAAUGUGCUCUGAGGUAAUUUUUACAGGUUCGUCUGACAUCAGUUUAGACAAAGACAAACUUAAGUUGUUUAAGAGAACGAACAAUGGACUAUGUGGUUUUAUGCAUGAAUGACUGUUGAACCGUCAGAAUUACUGUGUUAACCGACGUGAUACAAUCGAUGGAGGGCGCAGUUAUCCACCUCAUUCUUUAACGCGGAAGUAACCCUGGUGAAAAAAACAGCAUAUGCUGGUUAGGUAUGUUUUUGUGCUGGUUUAAGCUGGUCCUUUGCUGGUUUGUGCUGGUCCUUGACCAGCAACAUGACCUGCAUAAACCAGCAAAGGACCAGCUUAAACCAGCACAAAAACAUACAUAACCAGCAUCCCAGCAUCAAAACAUACCUACCAGCAUAUGCUGUUUUUUUCACCAGGGAAGCCUAUGGGAAAUAGUGAGAAUAACAACUAUGUGCAGUAAAUUGUAAAACUGUUUGCACUACAAACCAGUGUGUUCAUAAUUAAGACAAUACAUUAAAGUAAUACGGUAAGACACCAGCAAAACAAGCUGUGUUGUCCAAUAACUGCACAUGGAUGAGACCAGAAGCGAGGCCCAUGAAAUGUGCAAACGUCCUGCUCUUACAGGAAAAAUAAGGUCCAAGAAUCAAUUCUGAUUUUCUCUGAAUCUUGAUAGAUUAUAAUUUUAUUUACAUUGUACUUUACACUUUGUGAAGCACAUUAAGGUGAAAAAGCAUGUUCACCAACUGAAUCUCUUUGUUGAACUAAUUUAAAAUCGAGUCAGUGAAUCAAAAUCCCCUAGCACUCUUUCUCUCUAUUAUUUUUCAUAAAUCAAAGUACUUUUAAGGCUCUACAUGCAGUUGAGGUCAAAAUACAUCCCCCUUUCAGAAUCUGCAAAAUGUUAAUUAUUUUAUCAAAAUAAGAGCGCUCAUACAAAAUGCAUGUUAUUUUUUAUUUAGUACUGACCUGAAUAAAAUAUAUUCACAUAAAGAAUGUUUACAUAUAGUCCACAAGAGAAAAUAAUAGUUGAAUUUAAAAAAAUGACCCUGUUCACAAAUGUACAUCCCCUUGAUUCUUAAUGCUGUGUUCUUACCUGAAUUAUCUACACUUGUGUGUGUGUUUUUUUUAUUUAGUAAUAGUUGUAGUGAUAGUAGAGUCCCUUGUUUGUCCUGAACAUUUAAACUGCCUGCUGUUCUUCAUAAAAAUCCUUCCAGUCCAACAAAGUCUUUGGUAUGAUUUUGAGAUCCACCUUUUGACACUGAGGACAACUGAGGGUCUCAUAUACAACUAUUACAUAAGGUUCAAAUGCUCACUGAUACUUCAGAAGGAAAUACAAUGCAUUAAGAGCUGGGGGUGAAAACUUUUUGAAUUUGAAGAUCAGGGUACAUUUAACUUAUUUUGUCUUCUGGGAAACAUGUAACUAUCUUCUAUUGCCUCUGAAGGGCAGUACUAAAUGAAAUAAUAUGAUACUUAGGCAAAAGUAAAUGAAAAAAAGAAAAAUGAAAAAUGUCCAUCAUAAAAUGAUUUUUUUUUUGUUCAAAAGUUUUCACCCCCUGGCUCUUAAUGCAUUGUUUUUUCUUCUGGAGCAUCAGUGAGCGUUUGAACUAGGGAUGUCACAGUACUCAAUAUAAUAUCAAACCGUUCGGUACAACAUCCACGGUUCAAUACGUGCAUGUGAAUUGUGGUUUUUCGGUUUUGCAUUUAAAUCAUUUCCUUGUUUUAUUUCUCUCAAAAUUUGCUGUGUGUGUGCCCGUGAUUUCACUUGCUGAGAUGAUGAAACGCUUUCCUGUUUAUAUUUGAAAAAAGCAACACAAGCAGAGCAUCUUCUCUUCUAAUGAAAUGCAAUGAUAAGCCUUUCUAAACCUGUUGUCCAACAAAAGAGAACAUUAAAACUUAUUUUUACUUCA